AUGAUCGCUCAACCUACUAGUACCACAGGAUCGGAAUCAUCCAUUCCAACCUCCAUCACCAACCACCACAUUGACACUUGUUCCGAUCUGAAUACAACAACAACAACACCAACGGAACCAUCCACAGAAACAUCCACUGCAACUACUACUACAACGGAUAAUGCUACCUCCGUUGAUGGAACCUCCAAUAAUGACAACAACAACAACAACAUUAGCCUUGAUGAAUUCUCUCACUUGUCCAAAUCACUCCAGAAUAGACUCGGAGCUCUCAAACUCUUGAAAGAGAAAGGCAAUGAAUUCUACCGUAAAAACAUGUUCCAAGAAGCAGUCGAUGAAUACGACAAGAUUGAUCGUUUUAUGGGAGUUUUAUUCAAGAAGAGUGAGAGCACACCAGAAGAGUUGAAGAUGGCUCUCUCUUUUCAAACAGCUGCUCAAUUGAAUAUGGCUCAAAGUCUCAUGAAGAUGGGUAGAUUCUCCAAAGCAUUGGAUCAUUUGGAAAAAGCUGAGGAAUAUAAUAAGGAAUUGAAGGAUGAAGCCUCAGAAAAGAAGAUCAUGUUCCGAAGAGCUAAAUGUUAUUUGGAUGGAAUUGAAGAAACAAAGGGUAAAGAAUUGAUGCAAGAGGUGAAGGAAAAGUUUUCUGAGGACCAUGCACUUGUGAAAUUGGUCGAUGCAGAAUUGAAAAAGUACAAACAACAAUCCAAGCAAGAAUUUCAAACAACGAAAUUUAAGGGUGUGUUUGCAAAGACUGAAUUGUAUCAGGAUAAACCUGAACCUGUCAUUUCCACAUCGUCAUCAUCAACGACAGAAAGUAAGGAUGAACAAGAUACGAAUAAGCAGAAGAGUGAAGAAGCGUCACAGAAUCACGAAUCCACUUCUUUGUUCGAGCAUAAAAGUGCCAUGAGUUUUUUGGGAGACAAAGAAACCAUGUGGCGAAGUGCAGUCAUUGCCGCUAUUAUUCCUAUUCUCGCAAUGACAUUGAUCAUGUAUGCUCUCUCACAUUAA
Messenger RNA from Naegleria fowleri, 1002 nucleotides. RefSeq lists its product as uncharacterized. NCBI's taxonomy places the organism in Eukaryota, Heterolobosea, Eutetramitea, Acrasida, Naegleriidae. Gene Ontology annotation, molecular function: protein binding. The coding region runs from base 1 to 1002 and encodes 333 amino acids. The record is from RefSeq and is a predicted model, not a curated record. The transcript has a single exon.